CUAAAGAACUCUUCUAUUCAUGGAGGAGAACACUAAAGAUGCUUUCCACGUGAAUCCUGAAGUGAACUUCUGAUUUCCUAUAGAAAGAGAAGGGAGACAACAUGAAGGAGAAUGUGACAUCCACAUUUGUUUUCAUUUUGCUACUUUUUCUCAACACCAAUCUUCUGAAUGGACAGUCACCUCCUGGAAAACCUGAGAUCUUUAAAUGUCGCUCUCCUGAAAAGGAAACCUUUACCUGCUGGUGGAAGCCUGGGGCAGAUGGAGGACUUCCCACCAAUUACACGCUGAUUUACCACAAGGAAGGAGAUACAAACACCCAUGAGUGUCCAGACUACAAAACCGGUGGCCCCAACUCCUGUUACUUUAACAAGAAGCACACCUCCAUCUGGACAAUAUACAUCAUCACAAUAAACGCCACGAACCAGAUGGGAAGCAGUACCUCGGAUCCACGUUAUGUGGACGUGACUUACAUCGUUGAACCAGACCCUCCUGUGAACCUGACUUUGGAAUUAAAACAGCCAGAAGACCAAAAAUUAUAUCUGUGGAUAAAAUGGUUUCCACCCACCCUGGUUGACGUAAGAUCUGGUUGGCUCAUACUCCAAUAUGAAAUUCGAUUAAAGCCUGAGAAAGCAACUGAGUGGGAGACUCAUUUUGCUGGGCAGCAAACUCAGUUUAAGAUUCUCAGCUUAUAUCCAGGACAGAAAUAUCUUGUUCAGGUUCGUUGCAAGCCAGACCAUGGAUUCUGGAGUGAGUGGGGCCCAGAGAGCUCCAUCCAGAUACCUAAUGAUUCCACCCUGAAAGAUACCACCGUGUGGAUCUUUGUGGCUGUUCUUUCUGCUGUCAUCUGUUUGAUUAUGGUCUGGGCAGUGGCUUUGAAAGGCUAUAGCAUGGUCGCCUGCAUCCUUCCACCGGUUCCUGGGCCAAAAAUAAAAGGACUUGAUACUCAUUUGCUGGAGAAGGGCAAGUCUGAAGAACUACUGAGCGCCCUGGGGUGCCAAGAUUUCCCUCCCUCUUCUGACUAUGAGGAUUUGCUGGUGGAGUUUUUAGAAGUCGUCGACAAUGAGGACCAGCAGCUGAUGCCGGCCCACUCAAAAGAACUCCCAGGUCAAGGCAUGAAGCCCAAACAGCUGGAUCCCGACAGUGACUCUGGCCAGGGCAGCUGUGACAGCCCUUCGCUUUUGUCCGACAAGUGCGAGGAACCCUGGGGAAAUCCCUCCACAUUCCACAUCUCUGAAAGCAUUGAAAAGCCAGAGAAUCCUGAAACAAAGGGUACCCGCAUCUGGGACCCCCAGAGCACAAGCUUGGAAGGCAAAAUCUCCUAUUUCCAUGCCAGCGAGUCCAAAUCAACAUGGCCUUUACUGCAGCCCCCCAGACAGCACAACCCCAAAUCUUCUUACCACAAUGGUGAUGGGUGUGAGCUGGCCAUGGGCACGGCAGGCGCAUCGGCUCCUUUGUUGGACAAAACAGACAAGCAUGCUUUAAAAUCCUCAGAAACCGCUGAGACUGAAGGGGAGGAAAAAGUGACUGAGCAGAGAGAGGUGGAAAGUUUCCAUUCCAAGACUGACCCAGACACCGUGUGGCUGCUGCCCCAGGAGAAAACCGCCUUUAUUGCUGCUAAACUCUUGGAUUACGUGGAGAUUCACAAGAUCAACAAAGAUGGAGCACUAGCAUUGCUCCCAAAACAGAAAGAGAACAGCAGCCACACAGAGAAGCCCAGCGCUCCCGAAUCCAGCAAGGAGUACACCAGGGUGUCUGGGCUGACGGACAACAACAUCCUGGUGUUGGCACGAGGUCCCCACGCUCAAAACCGGCCUUUGUGUGAAGAACCGGCGAUCGAGGCUCCACCUUCCCUUCAACAGAAUCCAGCUGAGAAAGACCUGGCCCCGUGCACCGCGACACCGAGCAGCUGCAGACGCCAGCUGGGUGGGCUGGAUUACCUAGAUCCCGCGUGUCUUAAGCUCUCCUUUCAGUGA
Molecule: messenger RNA, 1973 nt
Organism: Pteropus alecto (black flying fox)
Lineage: Eukaryota; Metazoa; Chordata; Mammalia; Chiroptera; Pteropodidae
Gene: PRLR
Product: prolactin receptor
Exons: 9
Coding region: 102-1973 (623 amino acids)
Biological process (GO): cytokine-mediated signaling pathway
Cellular component (GO): external side of plasma membrane; signaling receptor complex; membrane
Molecular function (GO): cytokine receptor activity; cytokine binding
Source: RefSeq, a predicted model, not a curated record